Rhizophagus irregularis DAOM 181602=DAOM 197198 is the source of this 597-nucleotide messenger RNA. The record is from RefSeq and is a predicted model, not a curated record. NCBI's taxonomy places the organism in Eukaryota, Fungi, Glomeromycota, Glomeromycetes, Glomerales, Glomeraceae.
GUAAUUCGCUGUUAUGGCAUUACUAGAGAUCCGGAAUCUAAUAAUUUUAUGAUGGUAGUGCAAUAUGCAGAAAAUGGCAAUUUAAGACAACGCUUAAAUAAUAGUUUUAAUUCAAUGAAUUGGGAAGAAAAGUUGGAUAUCUUAAAAAGAACUGCAUCUGGACUUGAAAAUAUUCAUGAUAAGGGAUUAAUUCAUCAUGAUUUUCAUUGUGGUAAUAUAUUGAAUGGUACAAAAAGGCAGCACACUUAUAAUCAAAUUCGUAUUACUGAUUUAGGAUUAUGCCGACCAGCAAAUGUAAUACCUUCUCAAGAUGAAAAUAAAAAUAUAUACGGAGUAUUACCUUAUGUAGCACCUGAAGUUUUAAGAGGAAAAGAAUAUACUCAGGAAAGUGAUAUUUAUUCAUUUGGAAUUAUUGCAUAUGAAGUGUGUACAGGGCUUCCACCUUAUCAUGAUAUUUCUCAUGAUCAAUUCUUAGCUAUUAGCAUUUGUCAAGGGCUUAGGCCAAAAUCUAGUUAUAAAAUUCCUCAAACAAUUUUGAACGUAAUUGAACAAUGUUGGGAUGCUGAUCCUUUAAAACGACUUAAAGCAGAUGAAUUA